AUGGAGGACGGAUAUCCAUGGUUGAAAAACAUUCCGUUUCUUUGGCCUGAACUGGUGGUAUUUCUUGAAGGAUAUAAACCUAUUUUGAUUUCUAAGAUUGUCUACUGGAGGUUGCCUUAUGAGAGAUGGUAUAAAUGUAAUACUGAUGGAACAUCAAAGGGCAACCCUGGUCCUAGUUCUUAUGGUUUUUGUGUAAGAGAUUGGCAUGGAGAUUUGAUAUAUGCAGAAUGCAAGGAAUUGGGACUUAAUUCUAAUGUGGUUGCAGAGGCAAGAGCAAUGAUGGAGGGUUUGGUAUAUUGUGUAAAUCAUGAAUUUCACCCACUGGUUUUGGAAACGGACUCCUUACUAAUGAAGAAUGUGGUUGAUGGAAUAUGUGAGAUACCAUGGUGUAUUAUCACAGAGGUGGAGAGAAUUAGAAGAAUGAAGGCUGAAUUCAAUGUACUAAUAUAUCAUGUAUACAUGGAGGGGAAUACAUUGGCAGAUUUUUUAACUAACCUAGCUUUUGAUUUUGCAGGUACAAUAAGCUUUAAUUCAUUUACUGAUUUACCUAGUGCAGGAAGGAAGAUCCUACAUUUGGAUAAACAUCAAGUCCCAAACCUCAGGAUUAGGAAUGUUAAGAACUUAAGAGGCAUUGAUGUACUUUGA
This is a messenger RNA of Lycium barbarum (goji berry), 645 nucleotides long. RefSeq lists its product as uncharacterized. Lineage: Eukaryota; Viridiplantae; Streptophyta; Magnoliopsida; Solanales; Solanaceae. The record is from RefSeq and is a predicted model, not a curated record. Gene Ontology annotation, molecular function: RNA-DNA hybrid ribonuclease activity; nucleic acid binding. The transcript has 2 exons. Bases 1 to 645 code for a protein of 214 amino acids.